GCGCACCCGGCGCCCCGCGUCCCGCUGGUGGCGGGCGCCGAGCUCCGGCGGGAGGUCACCGAGGCGUCCCUGCAGCGGCCGCGCGCAGCCUGGCGGACCCAGCGCCGCCGAGCCGCCGCGUCCGCGAACGCCGGUCCCCGCGCUCCGCUUCGCCAGCUUUGACCGCUUGGCGCGCCGGCCCGGCCUGGGGCGCCUCCGCGCGGGUUCUGGGGGCUCAGGCGUCCACGUGCGCGUCCGCGAGGCUGCCCUCUACCAGCGCCCGGAAAGCAGACACCUGCUUUUGCCACGAUGCUCUCAUCCACGGACUUUGCAUCUGCUUCUUGGGAGCUCGUUGUCAGGGUUGACCAUCCGAAUGAGGAGGAGCAGAAAGACGUCACUCUGAGAGUGUCCGGAGACCUGCAUGUUGGGGGGCUGAUGCUCAAGUUAGUAGAACAGAUCAACAUAUCCCAAGACUGGUCAGACUUUGCCUUUUGGUGGGAACAAAAGCAUUGCUGGCUUCUGAAAACGCACUGGACUCUGGACAAAUAUGGAGUCCAGGCAGAUGCAAAGCUUCUCUUCACCCCUCAGCAUAAAACGCUUCGCCUCCGCCUGCCAAAUGUGAAGACAGUGAGAUUGCGUGUCAGCUUCUCAGCUGUGGUUUUUAAAGCUGUCAGUGAUAUCUGCAAAAUCCUGAAUAUUAGAAGAUCAGAAGAACUCUCCUUGUUAAAGCCUUCUGGUGACUAUUUUAAAAAGAAGAAAAAGAAAGACAAAACUAACAAGGAGCCCAUAAUUGAAGAUAUUUUAAAUCUGGAGGGGUCUCCAACAACUUCAGGUCCACCAGUAAGUCCUGGAUUAUACAGUAAAACCAUGACGCCCACGUAUGAUCCCAUCAGUGGAACGCCGGCGUCAUCCACCAUGACGUGGUUCAGUGACAGCCCUUUGACUGAACAAAACUGCAACAUCCUCGCAUUCAGCCAACCCCCCCAGUCACCAGAAGCAUUGGCUGAUAUGUACCAGCCUCGGUCUCUGGUUGACAAAGCAAAGCUUAACUCAGGUUGGCUGGACUCCUCCCGUUCCCUUAUGGAACAAGGCAUCCAGGAGGAUGAACAGCUGCUGUUACGAUUUAAAUACUACACUUUUUUUGACUUGAAUCCAAAAUAUGAUGCUGUCCGAAUAAACCAACUCUAUGAACAAGCCAGGUGGGCCAUUCUCUUAGAAGAAAUUGACUGCACGGAAGAAGAAAUGAUGAUCUUUGCAGCAUUACAGUAUCACAUUAGCAAACUGUCAUUGUCGGCUGAAACACAGGAUUUUACACAUGAGUCCGAGGUCGACGAAGUAGAAGCAGCACUCUCCAAUUUGGAAGUGACUCUAGAAGGUGGAAAAAUGGACAAUACCUUGGAGGACAUUACUGAUAUCCCUCAACUUGCAGAUAACCUCAAAUUAUUUAGGCCCAAGAAGCUAAUAUUAAAAGCUUUCAAACAAUACUGGUUCAUCUUUAAAGAUACAUCUAUAGCCUACUUUAAAAAUAAGGAACUUGAACAAGGAGAACCAGUAGAAAAACUAAAUCUUAGAGGCUGUGAAGUUGUGCCAGAUGUAAAUGUAGCAGGGAGAAAAUUUGGAAUCAAGCUACUAAUCCCUGUUGCUGAUGGUAUGAAUGAAGUAUAUCUGAGAUGUGACCAUGAGAAUCAAUAUGCCCAAUGGAUGGCUGCUUGCAUCUUGGCAUCGAAGGGCAAAACCAUGGCAGACAGCUCCUACCAGCCAGAGGUCCUCAACAUCCUUUCAUUUUUGAGGAUGAAAAAUCGGAACUCAGCAUCUCAGGUGGCUUCCAAUAUUGAAGCCAUGGACAUGAACCCUGAAUGUUUUGUGUCGCCUCGAUAUGCAAAAAAACUUAAGUCUAAGCAGCUGGCAGCCCGGAUCCUAGAAGCCCACCAGAAUGUGGCCCAGAUGCCCCUGGUCGAAGCCAAGCUGCGGUUCAUCCAGGCAUGGCAAUCUCUACCUGAAUUUGGCCUCACCUACUACCUUGUCAGAUUUAAAGGAAGCAAGAAAGAUGAUAUUCUGGGAGUUUCCUAUAAUAGGUUGAUUAGAAUCGAUGCAACCACUGGGAUUCCAAUCACAACAUGGAGAUUCACAAAUAUGAAGCAGUGGAAUGUGAACUGGGAAAUCCGGCAGGUGGCAAUCGAAUUUGACCAGAAUGUCUCCAUUGCAUUCACCUGCCUGAGUGCAGAUUGCAAGAUUGUGCAUGAAUACAUCGGUGGCUACAUUUUCUUGUCCACCCGGUCCAAGGACCAGAAUGAGACACUUGAUGAGGACCUGUUCCACAAGUUGACUGGUGGUCAGGACUGAAGCAAAGCAGAUCUGCCCACACAGAGGGUGAGCCAAGGACGGUCCUCCCUGGACACAUUGGAUCUUCAGUUUAUACAAUGUGUAGAGUCCAGACUGACAGACAACAUCGACUCACCACUGGUCCCUCAGAUGAGAAUCCUUGCCUCAUUUCAAAUACACUGCCGAGCAUACCCCUUUCCUUUCUCUGCCCUGUCCUACCAGUGAUGGAGGGGGCCUCAGUGGCCUUUUCUGUAAAAUGGGUGGAUAGAAGACAGGCUAAUACUCCAAGAUUACACUACAGCCCAGUAUGUAGCUGCAGUCCUAUGACUUCUAGAACCUGCAGGUAUAUGGCUAGAGGUCACCAGUGUGCCCUUCUGCCUUGUUGGUAAGUCAGCAGAAAGACAGAAAGGUUAAAAGCACAUGUAGCCAAGGAUAUAUCUUAUUCCCUAACUCAGGUAUAAAAAGCAAUUUGUCUUUCCUUAACAGUAC
Molecule: messenger RNA, 2790 nt
Organism: Hyaena hyaena (striped hyena)
Lineage: Eukaryota; Metazoa; Chordata; Mammalia; Carnivora; Hyaenidae
Gene: FERMT1
Product: fermitin family member 1
Exons: 15
Coding region: 289-2322 (677 amino acids)
Biological process (GO): integrin-mediated signaling pathway; cell-matrix adhesion
Cellular component (GO): focal adhesion
Molecular function (GO): integrin binding
Source: RefSeq, a predicted model, not a curated record